AUGAAGAAAGCGAGGGACUUGUUCUUCCUCACCACUUACAGAACACUUCACAAAACCCCAAAUUCAUCCAACUCUAACAUUAAUUCGAUAACCGCAGCUACAUUUCAAGAAACGAUGCAAACUCCCAAUCACGAUUCUUCUCCGCAACGAUAUUCAUACAACCCCACUCUCAACUGGAACCCUCACCUCCACAACUACUUCACCAAAGCCUAUGGCUCUGAUCGCUUCUCUCGCAUCUCCUCCGCUCUAACGCGACCUUCUCGUUACUCGUGCAUUCGCGUGAACACUCUUCGGUCUGACAGUGAUACUGUUAUUGAGAAACUACGGUUGCUCGUGAAGAAAUCUUCGAAUGCUGAUGAUUGUGGAGAUGGUGAUGAUGUGGUGAAUCCUUUGAAGGAGUGUUUGGAUUCUGAUUCUGGUCCAGUUUUCAAGUGUCUGAUACCUGGAUUGGAUUAUGUUGUGUUUGUUUGGGGUUCGGGACCGCAUUGUGUUGAUUAUGGUAAUGUAGCUCCUAAGGAGGUUAUUGUUAGUAGGAAAUGUGCUGAAGCAGUUCUUCGGGGAGCUCAGGUAUAUGUUCCUGGUAUACUGGCUUGCAGUGCUCAUGUGGAGGAAGGAGAUACAAUUGCUGUCUCUGUUUCUGUAGAGCAGAAGGGUUCAGAUGGGAGUUGGAGUGCUGGAAUGACGCGUGGUAUUGUUCUUCAAGGAUCUGAGACAGAUCCAUUUUAUCUUGAACGAAAUGGGCUAUAUAUUGGCCAAGGAACUGCAAUGUUGUCAAGGGCUGGCAUGUUCCGUGUUACUCAAGGACUUGGUGUGGAUAUGAAGGAUAGAGUAUAUGAACUUCAUUCUUUUCAUAAUGUGCUUGAGGGUGAAAUAUUUCUACAAAACCUGCCAAGCAUUAUUGCUGCUCAUGCUUUAGAUCCACAAAUGGGUGAGCGGAUACUAGAUAUGUGUGCUGCUCCAGGAGGGAAAACAACUGCAAUUGCAAUACUUAUGAAGGAUAAAGGAGAGGUCAUUGCAACUGAUAGAUCUCAUAACAAGGUUCUGGAUAUUCAUAAAUUGGCAGCUGAAUUGGGGUUGAGUUGCAUAAAAGCGUUUAAGUUAGAUGCCCUUAAAUCUGUUUCUCGAAGAAAUGAUAAUGAUACUUUUAUUGAUACUAGUCAUAAUAAUGCCACCAAUGAUGUGAAAAAUCAAGUGCCUUCAAAUUUGCAAGUAGAAAGAAUCUCACUUUUUGGUACUGAAAGUUUUAAAACUGAGACUUUGGAAGAAAAUGGUAAAGGUAACAAGGCACAUGAAGGAGCUUAUCCUAGCAAAGCAGAGAUCAGAAAGAGCAUGAGAAAAGCGCGAAAUGGACCUGGUAGAAAUCAGAGUGGGGGUGGCAGAGUUGAUAGUUCAAAAGGUUUUGAUCCUGACAGUUUUGAUAGAGUUCUUCUUGAUGCCCCCUGUUCUGCCCUGGGUUUAAGGCCUCGGUUAUUUGCUGGAGAGGACACAAUUGAAUCUUUAAGAAGCCAUGCAAAAUACCAGAGAAGGAUGUUUGACCAGGCUGUCCAGUUGGUUCGACCUGGUGGGGUAAUAGUCUAUUCCACUUGUACAAUUAAUCCCGGCGAGAAUGAAGCAUUAGUUCGAUAUGCUUUGGAUAAAUACAAAUACCUGUCAUUGGUACCACAGCACCCAAAAAUUGGAGGGCCUGGUCUUGUUGGUAGCUGCGAGUUUCCUGAUGGAUAUGUAGAGGAAUGGUUACGACCUGGUGAGGAAAACCUUGUUCAGAGAUUUGACCCAUCAGCUCCCCUUGAUACAAUUGGAUUCUUCAUUGCUAAGUUUGCUGUUGGGUCUAAAGAUACCUGA
This is a messenger RNA of Vicia faba (fava bean), 1842 nucleotides long. NCBI's taxonomy places the organism in Eukaryota, Viridiplantae, Streptophyta, Magnoliopsida, Fabales, Fabaceae. The record is from the annotation of a GenBank genome assembly.